Messenger RNA from Brassica napus (rape), 831 nucleotides. RefSeq names its product mitochondrial outer membrane protein porin 2-like. Gene Ontology annotation, molecular function: voltage-gated monoatomic anion channel activity. Gene Ontology annotation, biological process: monoatomic anion transmembrane transport. NCBI's taxonomy places the organism in Eukaryota, Viridiplantae, Streptophyta, Magnoliopsida, Brassicales, Brassicaceae. The record is from RefSeq and is marked provisional. Gene Ontology annotation, cellular component: mitochondrial outer membrane.
AUGAGCAAAGGUCCAGGUCUAUUCGCAGAUAUCGGCAAGAAAGCCAAAGAUCUGUUGACGAGAGACUACAACACCGAUCAGAAAUUCAGCAUCUCCACAUACAGUGCCUCCGGCGUGGCCCUUACGUCGACUGCUCUGAAGAAAGGAGGAGUGCAUGCUGCUGAUGUUACCUCCCAAUACAAGUACAAGAAUGCUGUCUUCGAUGUCAAAAUCGACACUGAUUCUACUAUUUUGACGACAGUCACAUUCACCGAGAUUCUCCCAUCGACCAAAGCCAUUGCCUCCUUCAAAGUCCCUGACAACAGCUCUGGCAAGCUCGAGAUUCAAUACUUCCACGACCACGCAACUGUUACCGCUGCUGCAGCUUUGAAGCAAAACCCAUUGAUCGACAUAACAGCUACUCUAGGCACACCAGUCAUCUCAUUUGGCGCUGAAGCUGGAUACGACACGUCCUCCAAGACUUUCACCAAGUACAACGCUGGAAUCAGUGUGACCAAACCAGAUGCAUGCGCUUCCAUUAUAUUGGGAGACAAAGGAGACUCAAUCAAAGCGUCUUACCUUCACCACCUUGACGAAUCCAAGAGAAGCGCAGCAGUUGGUGAGGUUUACAGGAAGUUCUCGACCAAUGAAAACACGAUAACGGUUGGUGGGUUAUAUGCGAUUGAUCAUACGACUACAGUGAAAGCUAAGCUCAACAACAAUGGCAAACUCGGUGCUUUGCUUCAGCACGAGGUUGUUCCCAAAUCGUUAGUGACCGUUUCCAGUGAGAUUGACACUAAGGCGUUAGACAAGCAUCCAAGGUUCGGUCUUUCUCUUGUUCUCAAGCCUUGA